CCUCACUCUUUGCUCCAACGGUCAAAACAUAGUAUGAGAACCAUUUUACUAAACACAUCCCACGGAUUACAUAACACAUCGCAACCUGCAACCUGUUCCUACCCUUUAUCCCACUCCGAAUUUCAAACAUGGAUCCAAAAAAGACGACCGUUCCUCGAAAUCCGAGCUCAACGUCUGGCUCCUCCCGCUUUGGUUGCCCUAAAAAAGGCUAAAGGGUAAAAGACCAAAGCUUCAGACUUCGCCGGAGAGAUGCUCUGGGGCUAGAGCGAGGAAGACAAAGGAGUAAAGGAGCAAAAUCCGUCACAUAGAUGGUAGCUGGAAAGGUGAAGGCGGUGAUGGGGUUUCAGAAGAGCCCAGCAACGCCAAAAGUGGAGGCUUCUAGGAGAUCAUCUUCUUCGCCGAUGACGUUCAAAGGCGUCGGCCAGAUCUCCAACGGCAAGGCAUCUGUUUUCUCCCGCUCGUUUGGGGUCUAUUUUCCUCGUUCCUCUGCGCAAGUGCAGCCCCGUCCUCCCGACGUAGCCGAACUCAUCCGCCUUGUCGAAGAGCUUCAAGAAAAGGAGUCUCGACUCAAAACAGAGCUUCUCGAGCAGAAGAUACUCAAGGAGACGGUCGCCGUUGUGCCGUUUUUGGAGAAGGAGAUCGCCGCGAAGAACGACGAACUGGAUCGGGUUAAAAGAAGGGUUGAGGGCUUGGAGGCUGAGAAUCGUACUCUGAGAAUGGAGGUGGAGGCUCUACUCGCCAAGAUUCGGGAAGUUGAGGAAGAGGGGAGGAAGAAGGAGGUGGAGAUCGAAGGUCUUAAGCGGACAGUAUCGGAACAACAGGGUGAGUUGAGGCGAUUCUGUACUGGACCCGUAGAGAUUAACGAUUGCUCGUCAUCUUCGCGGUUCCAGGGAUUAAUAGACGCCUCGGAGAAGUCGAUUCUACUAAAAAACAUUCGUAAAUCCCCCAAAUCCACAGACAUUGCGUCGAAUCCUGACGUAUUGAAGCCUGAUGUGAAGGAUCGGAGAGGGGAGGAGAAGGAACUUGAUCAGAUGCAUCACCAAAAAGAAGAGCUGUCGAAACCCCGCGCUCCUAGGGUUCCGAAGCCCCCUCCGAUGCCGUCUACAUCGUCCUACAGGUCGUCAGCGAUUGCGACGACCAGAAAUGCAGUGCCGCCCCCGCCCCCCCCGCCGCUGCCGCCACCUCCUCCUCCUCCGCCGCCACCUCCUCCGGCGAAGUCGGGAAUUACGGGAGGGGCUGCAUCGGUGAGGCGAGUGCCGGAGGUGGUGGAGUUCUACCACUCGCUGAUGAGGCGAGACACAAAGAGGGAUUCCGCCGGCGGUGUCGGCGAUGCGCCGUCAGUAGCAAACGCUCGGAACAUGAUCGGAGAGAUAGAGAACCGUUCGGCUCACCUACUAGCUAUCAAGACGGACGUGGAGACGCAGGGCGAUUUCAUAAGGUUUUUGAUAAAGGAAGCGGAGAACGCUGCAUUCUCCAACAUCGAGGAUCUCGUCUCCUUCGUCAAAUGGCUAGACGACGAACUCUCCUUUCUGGUGGACGAGAGAGCUGUUCUGAAACACUUCGAUUGGCCGGAGGCGAAGUCGGAUGCCAUGCGGGAAGCUGCGUUUGGUUACUGCGAUCUUCGGAAGCUGGAGUUGGAGGCUUCCUCCUUCUGUGACGAUCUUCGGCAGCCCUGUGCUUCCGCCAUUAAAAAGAUGCAGAGCCUUCUGGAAAAAUUAGAGCAUGGGAUUUAUAGUCUUUCGCGCGCGCGGGAGGGGGCCAUGGAGCGUUACAAGAAUUUCCAGAUCCCAUGGGACUGGAUGCUUGAUAGUGGAAUUGUUAGCCAGAUCAAGCUAGCAUCAGUGAAAUUGGCAAUGAAAUACAUGAAGAGAGUGACAUCCGAGAUUUCAGAAAUAGCUGGUGGCCCUGAAGAAGAGGAUCUUAUGCUACAGGGUGUUAGGUUUGCCUUUCGAGUACAUCAGUUUGCUGGAGGGUUUGAUAUGGAAACAAUGCGAGCUUUUCAAGAACUAAAAGAUAAAGCUCGGAAACGCCAAGCAGACAAGCAACAUCAACAGAACCAACAAAAGCUCUUGAACAGGUCCACCUCUUCUCUGACUCCUGGUUGAGACUGAUGAAGUUCCUGGUUGUGACUGAUGAAGCUCAUCACACUAAGUUCUUAGCAAAUUCAGAAGGGCACAGAACGCUCUUUAACAGGUGGUCGAGAUUAAGAAUUUAUUCUUUUUGUCUAUUGUAACCGAUUUUCUUGGAAAACCACCUGAUAUUUUAUAUGUUAAAGUAGGUAGUUCCUAUUCAUAUUAUUAAACUUCAUUUUUAACUUGAAAGUGGGAGAAAGGUUAAACAUGUCAAAUAUUUGUCUACUGUGUGCUCUUUUCUGGUUUUGCACUGUCAUAU
Messenger RNA from Phalaenopsis equestris, 2391 nucleotides. Its product is annotated as protein CHUP1, chloroplastic. NCBI's taxonomy places the organism in Eukaryota, Viridiplantae, Streptophyta, Magnoliopsida, Asparagales, Orchidaceae. The coding region runs from base 309 to 2105 and encodes 598 amino acids. The record is from RefSeq and is a predicted model, not a curated record. The transcript is spliced from 6 exons. Gene Ontology annotation, biological process: chloroplast organization. Gene Ontology annotation, cellular component: chloroplast outer membrane.